GCUCUUUUUAGCCUUAUGUUGUUGAUUCUGAUUUCCGGUAAUGAAACAUAUCGAUAUGUUUUCAAAACGAUUGCUGCCUUAGCUGCACGGGAUAUUUUCUUUUCCAUACAUUAAGACGAUGGCGGAUGACACGGAGGAUGUUGAACUGGACUUUGCUGCUGACGAGCAGGAGAGGGCGCGGAGAAGCGCAGUCAUAAGACACCCCCUCGCCUCUUUUUUCCACCUGUUCUUCCGGGUGGUUGCAAUUGUCGCCUAUUUGCUGUGUGACUGGAUCAGCGAGAACUUUGCAUCAUGUUUUGUCCUGAUCAUCACUCUGCUCUCUUUUGACUUCUGGUCUGUCAAGAAUGUGACCGGCCGGCUGCUGGUCGGUCUGCGUUGGUGGAAUCAGAUCGACGAUGAUGGAAAGAGCCUCUGGGUGUUUGAGGCCAAAAAAGCCUCCCUGGGUAAUAACAUUGGCACAGAGGCAGAGGCUAGGAUAUUCUGGCUGGGUCUAAUCAUCUGUCCACUCAUAUGGACAUUCUUCUUCUUCACCUCCCUCUUCUCCCUGAAGAUUAAGUGGCUGUCUCUUGUGGUUGCUAGUAUUUCCCUCCAAGUGGCUAAUCUCUAUGGUUACCUACGCUGCAAGGCGGUGGGAGAGGACGGCCAGUCUGCAGACAUCCGCUCUUUCUCGGGGCAGCACCUCCUACAGCGCCCAGACAUCAUCUUUGGAAUACUAUGAAGAUUGCCUCCUCCUUUACAGACGCUCUCCUGUGUUUGUUUUUUGUGUGAGAGAGAGAAAGAGGGCGAGAAAGAGAAAGGGGGGAGAGGGAGAGAGAGAGAUGCCUCAUCUCCAAAAUUCCCACAAACUACAUCUACUUGAAUGGAUGUAUUGUGCUGCUGACUGUUCUCUCCUCAUGUUGCCCAUAUAUCAGUCUGGCUAUUGUGUCAAUAAAAGAUGAGUGCAUUUUAAUUUGUUCCUACUGUCAUUGGUUGAACACCACUUAUCUGCAAAUACAUUUGUCAUUAAUUAAUAAAAAAGCAAACUGUUUUCAAGCAGCUCAUAUUCACAACGUGUUUCUAGACUGAGAUGUGCAUUACCUGUUAAACACA
Molecule: messenger RNA, 1089 nt
Organism: Pseudoliparis swirei
Lineage: Eukaryota; Metazoa; Chordata; Actinopteri; Perciformes; Liparidae
Product: Golgi apparatus membrane protein TVP23 homolog A-like
Exons: 7
Coding region: 119-718 (199 amino acids)
Biological process (GO): vesicle-mediated transport; protein secretion
Cellular component (GO): Golgi membrane
Source: RefSeq, a predicted model, not a curated record